Molecule: messenger RNA, 2184 nt
Organism: Colletotrichum phormii
Lineage: Eukaryota; Fungi; Ascomycota; Sordariomycetes; Glomerellales; Glomerellaceae
Product: Dolichyl-phosphate-mannose-protein mannosyltransferase-domain-containing protein
Exons: 3
Coding region: 1-2184 (727 amino acids)
Biological process (GO): protein O-linked glycosylation via mannose
Cellular component (GO): membrane; endoplasmic reticulum
Molecular function (GO): dolichyl-phosphate-mannose-protein mannosyltransferase activity
Source: RefSeq, a predicted model, not a curated record
AUGCUCGGCUUGACCAUCCUUUCCGCCAUCGUUCGCCUGUUCCGAAUCUACCAGCCCACCAGUGUCGUAUUUGACGAGGUCCAUUUCGGUGGCUUCGCUUCGAAAUACAUCAAGGGCAAAUUCUUCAUGGAUGUUCACCCUCCUCUGGCCAAGAUGCUCAUCGCUCUCACCGGUUGGUUGGCUGGUUUCAACGGCGACUUCGACUUCAAGGAUAUCGGCAAGGACUACCUCGAGCCCGGUGUUCCCUACGUCGCCAUGCGCAUGUUCCCGGCCAUUUGCGGUAUCCUGCUCGCCCCUCUUAUGUUCCUGACUCUCAAGACCACCGGAUGCCGCACCACCACAGCUCUGAUGGGCUCUAGUCUGAUCAUCUUCGAGAACGGUCUUCUUACCCAAGCUCGCCUCAUUCUCCUCGACUCUCCUCUUAUGGUUGCAACCGCCUUCACCGCCCUCUCCUUCCAGUCCUUCACGAACCAGCAUGAACAAGGACCCGAGAAGGCCUUCCAGUUGAGCUGGUGGUUCUGGCUUUUGAUGACUGGCCUUGGUCUGGGUACGACUGUCAGCAUCAAAUGGGUUGGUUUGUUCACCAUUGCCUGGGUUGGAAGCUUGACCCUCGUCCAGCUCUGGGUUCUCCUUGGAGACACCAAGAACGUCACGCCGCGCAUCUGGGCCAAGCACUUCAUGGCUCGCGCCUUCGCCCUCGUCAUCAUCCCUGUCGUCUUCUACAUGGCCAUGUUUGCCAUCCACUUCCUUUGCUUGGUCAACCCUGGCGACGGCGACGGCUUCAUGAGCUCCGAGUUCCAGUCUACUCUCAACUCCAAGGGUAUGCAAGAUGUGGCCGCCGACGUCGCCUUUGGUAGCCGUGUCAGCAUCAGACACGCCAACACACAGGGCGGUUACCUGCACUCUCACCCCCUCAUGUACCCCACCGGUAGCAAGCAGCAGCAGAUCACUCUCUACCCCCACAAGGAUGAGAACAACCUCUGGCUCCUCGAGAACCAGACCCAGCCUCUUGGAAUCAACGGCGAGCAGAUCAACGGAACUCAGGCCUGGGACAACCUCCCUGAGCCUGUCUUUAUCAAGGAUGGCGAUGUCGUUCGCCUUUACCACACUCCCACGUUCCGUCGCCUUCAUUCCCACGACGUCAGACCCCCUGUGACGGAGGCUGAUUGGCAGAACGAGGUGUCCGCUUACGGCUACGAGGGCUUCGAGGGCGACGCCAACGACUUGUUCAAGAUUGAGAUUAUCAAGAAGCAGUCCCUCAGCUCCGCUUCCAGAGAGCGUCUUCGCACGAUCGAGACCAAGUUCAGAUUGGUCCACAUCAUGACUGGCUGUGUCCUCUUUUCGCACAAGGUGAAGCUCCCUGAGUGGGCCUCUGAGCAACAGGAGGUCACUUGCGCGAAGGGAGGUACCCUUCCCAAUAGUUUGUGGUAUAUCGAGUACAAUGAGCACCCUCAACUGAUCGGCGACAACGUCGAGAAGGUCAACUACCGUCACCCCGGCUUCUUUGGCAAGUUCUGGGAGCUUCAAAAGGUCAUGUGGAAGACCAAUGCUGGCUUGGUCGAAUCUCACGCCUGGGAUUCUCGUCCUGACUCGUGGCCCUUCCUCAAGCGCGGCAUCAACUUCUGGGGCAAGGAUCACCGCCAGAUUUACCUCAUGGGCAACCCCAUCGUGUGGUGGAGCUCUACUCUUGCUGUCGUUGUUUACGUUCUCUUCAAGGGCAUUGCAACUCUCCGUUGGCAGCGCAGCUGCAACGAUUACUCCAACACCACGUUCAAGCGAUUCGACUACGAAAUCGGCACUGCGGUUCUGGGUUGGGCGUUCCACUACUUCCCCUUCUACCUGAUGGACCGUCAGCUGUUCCUGCACCACUACUUCCCCGCUCUCUACUUCGCAGUCAUGGCGUUCUGCUCGAUUUUCGACUUCGCUACUGCUCGGGUCUCGCUCGCUGGUAUCCGCAAGAACCCUGCCAUCAACCGCGUCAGCGCCGUUGCCUUCUUAGCGCUCACGAUCGUCGCCUUCAUUCUCUUCUCUCCUUUGGCCUAUGGUAACGCCUGGACCAAGGCAGAGUGCAGCCGGCUCAAGGUCGUCGGCACAUGGGAUUUCGACUGCAACAACUUCUUCGAUGACGUAAGUAAUACUACUGCUUUUAUUCCGAGUAGAGGGGUGCCAGAUAGAGGACUGUAA